GCCUAGCUUUGCCACUGACUGACCAGUGUAGCCCAUUGGUGCACUGCAGCCGCCAACAAGGAGGACGGAACCGCGCCGUGAUGGUCCUCCCCCGUCGUAGCCAUGCGCGACCGACGAGGAGACGCCACGUCGCGUGCACGACGGCGGCCUUCUUCUCAGUAAUGCUCUGUUUGUUCUACUCCAACUGGCACCCAUUCUUCUCGUCCUACCGAGAGACAAGCUCCUCCUCAUCCUUCUCCUUGAGCACCCCCAGGAGCCACGCGGACACCGCGACGGCUGCCAUCAACGGAGGAAGAGAAGGAGGUGGGGGAGGGGAAGAGGAAGAGGGUGGGGAAGGGGGCUUUCCUCUGUCCAAGCUUCUGUCGGGAUAUCCACCCUACUGGCGGGAUCCUCGAAGAGACUUCCAGGCGGAGUACGACGAGGUGAUUGCGGCCGUGCCAGGCCUGAGCGGGACCAGGCCAGCGCGCUUCGCCUUCCUCAUCAUGGCGCACGGGCCGGCGGACGUGGAGCUGCUGAGGAGAAACGUGCCGUGGCUCUACAGCCCGCUCAAUUUUUUUCUGAUUCACAUGGACCGGAAGAGUUCAGACAAGGACCGGGCGGAUGUGCGGGAGCUGUUGCAUGGGCUGGACAACGCAAGGAUCCUGGAGCCGGCGCAAAGCGUGUCGUGGGGAGGGUAUUCCAUCACAUUGACGGCUCUGUUCGGUCUGUCCACGCUCGUAGAGUGGAGCAGGGACUGGGACUACUUCAUUAACCUCAGUGCGACGGACUUCCCCCUGCUAAGCUCGGCGGAGAUGAGUGUGGCGAUGGGAUCAUUCGUGGAAAGCCGGAUGAAUUUCGUCACAGGCUCGGCGAUGAUGGAACAGAACCGGGCGGAGCUGUACGUGGAUGACCAGGGUUUGUACCGGGUAAAUGAGACCCGACGAGCGGCCCAGCCUUUCCUGCAGCGGAGGCAAUCGGGGCCUCCGGUGCGCGUGGAGAGACCGCUCCCUAACUUGUUCACGCUGUUCAAGGGAGAGUUUUGGGUGGCGCUGCAUCGCGAUUUUUGCGAAUAUGUUCACGAGUCGCCGGACAAUGUGGCCAGAUCUCUCCAGGCGUACUUCGCCAAGUUUCGCAUCUCAGACGAGAGCUUCUUCCAAACGACGCUCUGCCACCCGGCCGCCCCCUCGGCCUUCCCCAUCCACAACGACAACCUCCGGCUUGUCAACUGGCCGUACUUUGACCCGGAGACGGAGUGGGUGCUUCACCCUGACCCGGUGCAGUCCAAGCACGUGACCAAGCUCAUGAAGAGCGGCGCGCUUUUCGCGAGGAAAUUCGAGCUGGGCACGAGCGACCGGGCCUGGUCCGAAAUCGAGGGGUUAUUGUCGCAGAAGGGGAAACACGUGGGGGAAAGAAUACUUCGAGUCCUGGAGCGCGGGAAGCCGGCGCGGAGCGUUCGUGGGAGGGAGGAGUUCUGCACGGUACCGGAGGGCUACGACCUCGACUACAUCCUCCGACAUCAGAAGAUCAAGCGAGAGCGAAAAUCGCCGGAUAGCCGGUGACACAAAGCCGGCCGGCAGAUAGGCCGAGAGGCUAGCUAGCGAUGUCCCAGAGCGGAGUCGAAUCGCCUCCCCUUUCUCCGCCGGAAUACGGGGUGAGGAGGGGGUGGGGGGGGGUGUACUCGCAUCCCGCUUUUCCUCGAAAAGCUAUCUAUCUGCGGCGCUGCGUGGGGAAGAAAGAGGCCGGCUCGGGGACGACGGCGGUGGAGGGAGGGGCGGGAUACCUGCGGGCUUGAUGUUGUAGUUUGCGUGAUAAAAAGUGGGUUUGGGCUUGCUUCUGCCUGAAUUCGAGUUGGCUGUUUAUGUUCGAGGCUCAGGGCGUGAUUUGAGAUGCAGAUAGUCGGGACUAUGGUUUUCUCGUCUUUUUAUUGCAGUUGUGCGUCGGUGUACGCGGUACGCACCUGCGGUUGUGCUGAUAUUUUCGUGUUGUUAUUUAGUUCAUGUAUUCGUUUGGGUAGGGGGCACCUGUUGGCGGGGGAUUGACGUGGGGAGGUGGGGUGGGGGGUGUGCUCUUCGUGCACCCGAACGAGAACGCGAGAGAUUUUCGCGCGCCCCGCUAUUUUUUUUUUCUUCUUUUUUUCGCGAGGGAUUAAAUUGAGUGUUGUAGUAUCUUGCGUGCGUGUCACCUUUGUUGAGAAGCGGAAGUAUUUUGCGUUUGAUUGUCGUGCCCUUGUUUCUCGCACCACUGCUGCUUCUGCUGCUGCUGCUGCUGCUGCUGCUGCUGCUGCUGCUGUCCUAGCACUGUGCAGGCGCAGACGGACUUUUGCCGGAAACAGGUUUCGGAAGUGUGCAGAUGCGUGCGGUGCGUCAAGUAGUGCAUGAAACCUGAAGAAUCGCGUGUGUCCUUGGUCCACAACCAGCCGGCGCAGCCACGUGUGUUGUUUCUUGUGAGAUGCUGCGAUCGAAUAAUUAUCAAGCAGCAGCCAGGUGCCCAAAGCUUUGUUUGCCAACGCUACGGUGGUAGUAGUAGUGCUGCAUUGCUGCGUUGCCGUCUUAUGACGACGCCGCUCUCUUUGGCGGUUUGUUUGAAAAUGGUGCUUGUUUGAGGGCACCGGGGUAGAACGCAGAGAGGUUCAUGGGAGCCUGGCCAGGAAAAUGUCUUUGGUAUGCGAGGGAGGGGGGUUCCCGGCGGUGUUUUUCUUUUUCCUGGGAAAGAUGCGCUGCUGUUUUCGAACGACCCUUCCGGCAAGACGGAAAAAAGAUGUGUACGCACAAGUAACUUGUUCGUGCCACCUGCUGGACACAAUAAAAUGGUCCCGAAAAGCAUGUCUGCUUCCCUUUGAAUGCCUGAUGGGGGAGGCCAGCCCCCCGUUCAACGCUUGACGUCGAACUUCUCGUGCAACGUGUGUGUUGUGUGUGUGUGUGCAUCGUUUGAUCGCAAUCUGCGCGAGCCAGGCAGUCAGGACCCAUAGACCACAAGGGAUUGCUUAUUAUCACACGUCUUUCUAUGUAGUAGUUUCGUGGGGAGCACUGUUUCCUGUUGCCCUGUAGGGGCGCAGUCCUGCUCUGACUCUUUCGGGCUAUCGUUAAGACAGAGAGAGAGCACGAGAUUUUGUCGGUCGUGCCUGCGUGUAGGUCUCUUGUGUUUUGUCUUUGCCACGUGCGAUGGCAAGUUACUGCAGUCCGUGCCUCUUGUUUUUCUUUCUUGUCUUUUCGUUUUCCGGGUUGUGAUGUUUUUUUUUUCUUCAUUCUUCUGGGUUGUGACGUAUGCAUACGUUCUCGAUAUAUCGUAAGUGCCCUGCCAAGUAUCGAAGACGCGACAUGGCUGUUCACUCUUGUACAGAAGGUAGCGGUAUUACGGCAGGAGUAGGAACCGCGGUGUGGUUGUGUCGGAAAUGCGCCGUCAAAGAAAGCCUUGGCGACGACACAGGCGAGAUUCCGUCCGAGUGUGUGUCUUUGCGUACGUGACAUCGAAGUGUCAAGCAAGUUUCAUCAGGAAAUGAGCAAGUGGACGGCGUGGUCGCAGAAAGAAGAUAAUCGCCUCUUUUCUACGUCUUGCACUACAGUGCUUGUACACAAAAAAAAUGUUUUGUUCUUGCAUCGUUGCCUCCUGUGUCUUGUUUUAUUAUUUUCAUUAUUGUGUGCGCAUGUGGUUCUCGAACAAACGAGGUGGCGUUGUAAAAGCUACUGGACGUCUUUCAGAUAGUUUCGACUUUGUUUAUGUUUUGCAAGCUUCUUCUCUGUCAAUCUUGGCGUCGUAUCGUGCUCCAGACUAACGAUCGAUAGCCGGGACCAAGCAAGUAGAACUUUACUGGCCCGCAUCUGUGCCAUCGAACAAGCGAACUUUGCUUCGCUUGCUGCCGGGUGGAAAAUCC
This is a messenger RNA of Ectocarpus sp. CCAP 1310/34, 3850 nucleotides long. Lineage: Eukaryota; Phaeophyceae; Ectocarpales; Ectocarpaceae. The record is from the annotation of a GenBank genome assembly.